CGUUUGUGCAUGGUUGCGUGCUGAAGUGAAGUGGGCUAUAGGCUACCGUUAUCUUUUUUGAUCCGACUCUAUAAACGCUUGCCUACUUUUGUUGUGACUCGUUUGUUUUAUUCUUACAGCAAGUGAUUUGAUUAGGCUACUAUUUUAAUAAAAUAGAUUUAGGCUCAAUCAUUUGCUGAUUUUCUGCAUUUUUGGUAGUUCGCCUGCAGGUUGAUGAUCGUACAGCGCGCUCUGGUUGUCAAGUGUGAUUUUAGGCUAUAUACAUUCUUCCAAAAUUGUUUGGAGUUAAUUGUGGGCUUCAUUAUCAGAGGUGGUUUUCAGUCAAACUGGGAGGCAUUUCAUUGUGUGACUGUCUUAUUAAGUUAAAAUGGUAUUUCAGAUAUCGGGAUUUUUUUUAGACAUUUGAAGAUACAGACAUGGGUACUUGGAUGCAUUGUUGGACUUUAUGUUCUUGCUUUUUGGCUUCACACACUACUCACUCGUUCAUCGUGACUCAGUCACCAGGACUCACACACGUCUCAGUCGGUGGUUCUGUUGAAUUGAGAUGUAUAUUUGAGCAGACCGUUGAUCACUGCUUUAGCGCUGCUGUGUGGGAAAGGUUGAAUCUACGGACUGGAAAACUCAUGCCAGUGGAUACUAUCCAUCAGAACAGUGUUCGACAAAAUACAGAUAGAACUUGCGUUUUGACUCUUAAAAACUUAACCAAGAAAGAUUCAGGCAUGUAUUAUUGUAUUAGCCAUUAUAGCAAAAUGGUUAUGAUCGGCAAUGGGACCAGGGUGAUCGUAACAGAUCAGUCUGAAGCAGAGCUCUCCAUCUUCUUCUCAGCACAUGAGUCUGACAAACCAUCGGUAUCAGUGGAGUGUCUCGUGACUGGACGUGUCCCGUCUCAGGUGCGCGUGUUCUGGAUGAUUGGAGAGAAAGUGUAUUCUGGAUGGACCGAGUCUGCCUGGACAGACAACACUGAUUCAGCCACAGAAUUCACUCGAGCUCAUCUCUCCGUUUCUGCAGAGGAGUGGCACGAUGUCGAUGAAAUUCACUGCUUUGCUGAAUAUGAUGGAAAAAACAUCUCCACAACUCUGAUGCGAAGCGGACCCGAGCCUGAAAUCUUCUCCUUGCUCGUGUACGCCGGCUGUGUGGCAGCGCUCCUGACCAUACUUCUAACUCUUAUCAUGUCUGUGGGAUUAUAUCGCGAUAUGUUGUUGACAAAAAAGUCCAGACGGCUCACAAGACAAGAUGCCCACCGCAAACCUUCAUAUGGUAAACCGAACACACUGAGAGAAGAGGGUUCAUCUGUUCUGUGUUUCUCUGGGGAUCCCAUCAGUCAGAGACAGGAGGUUGUUCCAUCAAAACAGUAAAGGGUGGAGAAGGAAAUGUUGGAGUACGCUAAAGAAAUUACUAAAAUAAAUUACUAAAAUAAAUUACUAA
Messenger RNA from Carassius gibelio (silver crucian carp), 1425 nucleotides. RefSeq names its product immunoglobulin kappa light chain-like. The record is from RefSeq and is a predicted model, not a curated record. The transcript is spliced from 10 exons. The coding region runs from base 417 to 1355 and encodes 312 amino acids. NCBI's taxonomy places the organism in Eukaryota, Metazoa, Chordata, Actinopteri, Cypriniformes, Cyprinidae. Gene Ontology annotation, cellular component: plasma membrane.